CCAGAACGUUGGCAGUCUCUGCUUGCUGUUCGGCGAGUGAAGAUCGAUUGUUUUUGGGCAUUGGUAAAUGGUAAAUCAUUGCAAACAUGGGAUUAUACCGAACGAUAGUUUUAUUGGCGGCGAUAUCAGCGACUUCCGUGUUUGCGGAUAGAUAUCAUUAUGGACGAGUGCUUUCUACAGCCGGCUGUGCUUCACACACUUGUGGUCAAAAUGCAAAGUGCACAGUGACGGAUGGCAGACCCGUCUGUUCGUGUUUGAACCUCCACAUGGGUGAUCCUCUCGUGCACUGUUUCAAGGUUGAGUGCAUAAUCGACGAGGACUGUCCAAGCACCAGAUCCUGUGCCGGUAAUCACUGUGUGGACCCCUGCCCCGGUUUCUGUGGGGCUAACGCCGACUGCGAGGUGAUCAAUCACGUGGCCACGUGCUCCUGCGCUCGAGGCUUCACCGGUGACCCAUUCACUUCCUGCCGAAUUGCUGACCCUUGUCAACCGAGUCCCUGUGGACUCAACACACGCUGCGAUGUGGUCAAUGAAGUGGCCGUCUGCAAGUGUCUGCCAGGAUACCGAGGCUCACCACUCGCCGGAUGUCGUCACGAGUGCGAGAGCGAUGCUGAGUGCUCGAAUCACCUUGCGUGUUCCGCUAAUUUUAGGUGUGAGAGCCCAUGCUCCAAGUGUGGAGAUGGUGCUAAUUGUGAUGUCGUCAAUCAUCAGCCCAAGUGCUCUUGUCCAGAAAACUGGCAAGGUAAUCCUUACACUAAAUGCUACCCAGAGUGCACAAGUCACUCUGAAUGCCCCGCUAGUAAGCCAGCCUGCCUGUACCAGAAGUGUGCAAAUCCCUGUACCGGUGCCUGUGGAACCAACGCCAAUUGUGAGCUCCGAGGAAUUACCCCAGUCUGCAGUUGUCCAAGGGACAUGACUGGAAACCCAUUCAUCAGUUGCCGACCAUUCACACCAGAGGAUCUUUGUCAACCGAACCCCUGCGGAGAACACGCAAUCUGCACCCCUGGUCAUGAUAACACCGGAAAAGAACGUCCAGUCUGCACAUGUCCCACCGGAUACACUGGGAAUGCCCUCAUAAGCUGCCGAAGAGGUGAAUGCCAGACAGACAGCGAAUGCCCAGACAAUAAGGCAUGCAUUGACUACUUCUGUCAAAAUCCCUGCACCGGAAAGGAGUGUGCACCCAAUGCCAGGUGUGAGGCACGUCGUCACAUUGCUGUCUGUACCUGUCUCGACGGAACGAGGGGAGAUGCAGUCGUUGGAUGCAAUCAGAUUGUAUCCAACACGAGGAAUGGACGGUUUGGAUAUGGAAGAUACUAUUCACAAUAAUGAGAAGAAAUCGACUAUUUUUAUUCAAUUUUUUUUAGGAAACAUCUUUUUUCUGUCAUUGAUCGAUCGAUUUUCGUGGUGAAGUGGUAAAAGUCGAAGAAUUUACAUAUAAAUCGUUUUUCCAAUAUCUUGGAAACUAUUCAGUUAGGAAUUCUCUAGACAAAUGAUCUUAUGAUAUCAUUUUCUAAAAUGACUCAUUGUGAAGAUACUUCGGUAACUAACAGAAAUUAAUUUAAAAAAAGGAGCGUACGAGGAAAAAAAACUGUCAGGAGAAAUUUUUUUCAUAGAUCUUCUGCAAGAAAACCCCGAUUUUUGUUAUUCUGACUUAUUUCAGAAUAAUUCAGCGAAGAACAGAUUGUAUCAUCAUCAUUGAUUGAUUCAGAAUAUCAUCAUUGAAUAUUAAAUCUUUACCAAUUGUGUAAUUAUUUUGGUAAUGGAUGGAUUAAUGAAAAAAAAAUCAUAAGACUAUAAACUGAUUUGCAGAUUUGUUCUGAAGUAAUCCUCUGCUCUCACCCACUUCGUUACGAAUCGAUCACUGUACUGCGUCGAAGCGCAGAAACUAAUUGUAAUACAUUUUUCUGCCUCAUGGUCUAUUACAGGAAAAGCGUAAAAAAACUAAAUACAUGAAUAAAAACCCGUAAAUUGACAUGAAAUAGGUUUCGUCGACGUAAAUUAUGUUCGGUAACAACGCUUGACUCAUUAAUUGUCUUAAGAAACUCAUAGUGAUAAGUAAUUCAUAAUGCCCUCUGGCUUUCGAGAAAUGUAAUGGUAACUAACUAGGAGGAAAGUGGACAUAAACAGAGGAAUUGUAAGAAAUAA
This is a messenger RNA of Diachasma alloeum, 2144 nucleotides long. RefSeq names its product neurogenic locus notch homolog protein 1. The record is from RefSeq and is a predicted model, not a curated record. NCBI's taxonomy places the organism in Eukaryota, Metazoa, Arthropoda, Insecta, Hymenoptera, Braconidae. The transcript is spliced from 6 exons. The coding region runs from base 87 to 1325 and encodes 412 amino acids.